This is a messenger RNA of Harpegnathos saltator (Jerdon's jumping ant), 2803 nucleotides long. It is a transcript of the gene Lamp1, whose product is annotated as lysosome-associated membrane glycoprotein 1. Gene Ontology annotation, cellular component: late endosome membrane; lysosomal membrane; plasma membrane. The record is from RefSeq and is a predicted model, not a curated record. Bases 128 to 1201 code for a protein of 357 amino acids. The transcript has 5 exons. NCBI's taxonomy places the organism in Eukaryota, Metazoa, Arthropoda, Insecta, Hymenoptera, Formicidae. Gene Ontology annotation, biological process: establishment of protein localization to organelle.
UGGCAGCAGAGACGCUGUCCUUGGUUCUUCGUAGAAUCUUCAUUCCUGCGGAUCGGUCGACGCUCAUCGGAUCGUACUAAAAUAUUGUAAUUUUCACGCUUAUCGAAUUUCUCGAACGUACGACGUCAUGCUGAAGCCCUUGCUGCUUCUGUGCUGGACUGCGAUAUUCGUGUCAGCUGGCGACCAGAAGAUUAAUGGUACCAGUGACACAAGUGUUCCUACUAGCUUGUCCCCAGAGAGGCUAAUCACACGUCCUCAGUCAUUAGAUAAAGAUGUGCCAAUCAUUUCAAACAGCGAACAUGUGCCAUCCAUUCAAGAUGAACAUCUCACAAAUCCUCCAAAAUUAUCUGAGUUGAAUGCAGACUUAAAAUCAAAGGCAUCUGAUUUGGAUAAAAAAUCAUAUGAUUCUACCUCAGAACCUAGCGUAGUAACACAGGCCCCAAUUACAAAGCCAACUACAAAACUAAUUACUACUACAACACCACUGAAUACUACUACAUCGACUACAACCUCUACUACAAUCAUUCCUCCUAGCACCACAUCAGUGCCAACAACACCGGUUCCUCCGCCAAGUACUAAAAAAUGGAUAGUUGAAGAAAACAACAUAAUGUGCAUUAUUGUCCAGAUGGCUGCACAAUUUAGCUUUAAUUAUACUGUCAAUAAUAAGACAAUCCACAAGACGAUGGACAUACCCAGCAGCGGCAACGGCACUGUAUCGGGCAUAUGUGGUAAAACUGAGCAGAAUCUUACAGUGUCGUGGAAUGCGCAGAAAGAUAAUUUCACGCUGCAUUUUAUGAAAAAUGAUACGACUAAACGUUACUCUCUUCAUCAUUUUGAGAUCUCUCUCGCUCCGGAAGAAAUCCCAGCUGAUAAAUGGAAUAAGACCAUGGCACUAAUACACAUGACACCGCAAUAUGAGAUCGGAUUGAGCAAUUCUUAUAGAUGUUUCAAGGAGCAAAAGUUGAACUUGUACAUAGAGGACGAAUGUGUGGGUUAUCUGACUGUAUCUAAUUUGCAGCUGCAAGCCUUCAGGGGCGAUAACAGUACUAGUUUUGGCUUAGCCAAGGACUGUGCAUUUGACACACCUGACAUCGUUCCCAUAACAGUAGGUUGUGCACUGGCGGGUUUGGUAGUAAUUGUACUGAUCGCGUACCUCGUCGGUCGUAGACGAAGCCAGGCCCGUGGUUAUCUUAGCAUGUAAGCUAAACGAAAGUGCGCGCGACAAGGUUUUCUUCUUUCUUUAUUCUUUUUUUAUCGUUAAACUCAUUUUUAUGCAAUUUUCCAUUAACGGGAUUGAAUUGUCUUCUUAAGAGUUUAUGUAGUUGUACUUUGUGUUCUAUAGCCAUGAGGGCUGUGACACGUUACAAAAAUAUAUAUUAUAUAUAUAUAGACAUAUAUAUAAUAUAGUUCGUACAUUUAUAAAGUUAUCGCGAUUGCGCGCGGCAACAUUAGGAAAGAAAAAAGAAAAUUAUUAAUACGUAUAUCGCGAAGUCGAUACAGGGUGAUAAUUCCGAAGUAACGUGCUCCAUUUUAGGAAGGCGAUUUACUUUCUCUCUCUAAUAAUAAACCUCAAUUCUAGUUAAGUUGUAGAGGAUCUGUGUUAUGUCUGCGCUGCUGCUCGAUUAUGAUCGACAGCGAAGAUUAUCUGAUUUUUCGAUAUAUAUAUUUGACAAAACGAAGACAAGGAAUAUUCGUUUUGAUCGAUACGCGCGUAGUAUAAAUAAAAAAAAUUAAAAAAUUUAAUGCCUUAGGCAUUUGCUGAAUUCGCAGCUUCUUGUAACAGGUACGGUGAUUCAUAGCGUUCCCCCCCUCCGUUUUUUGUUUUUUAUUUUUCUUUAUUCUUUUUAAGAAGAAGGGAACAAUCGUUUCUCAGCUGUAAUCAGUGCGAUGCGAUAUGCGUAUCGCUAUUUACAUUAUACGCCGAUGUGUGUUUCCUUUAAUUACUUUCAUAGUCGAGUCCUUAUUCUUUUUUUAUUUUUAUUUUACUAAAAGUACCGUGAAGUAAUAGCAGUCGUUUAUAGCCCUAAGUGUGCGUGCGUGCAUGCGUGCGUGCGUGCGUGCGUACGUCAGAAAUAGUAUGAAGGAGCACGAGCUUCAUCCGUUAAAUUUAAACUUGCGCUUCGCUCAACUCGAGCAAGCAUACCGAAUUAGAGAUUACAAACGAUACGAUUCACUAAGUAUAAUAUCGUUAGUUGACGUCAAAUGUAGUGAAUGGUAGCUUAUAACUCCCGCAUAUAAUAAUAGUCAAUAUAUAAAUUUCAACAAGAGCCUGUCCCCAUAAUAGUAUAUGAAUAUUCCCUGUCUAACAGGAAAUGAUUAAAAAGAAAAGAUAGUGAAAGUGCUAUUGCUUACACACACAUCACACACACAUACACAUACGUAUAUAUAAAAGCACUCGUUUUUUUAACAUGUAUGAAAUACCAUUAAUUUCGUGGUUUAUGCUGCUGCUGUUGCUUUACCCGAUCACUUUUCUUUCCCGACACUUUUAUGAGAUUGCGAGAGGAUAAAGACGAUCUGGCGAUCUUGUAUAAAAUGUAAACAAACGGGACUUCUCUGAGUCUAAGAAAUUCCGCGUUGUGCACCGUGCUGCUUCAUAAGUGAAUUAUAUCAGUGACAAGACUGAAAGAAGAGUAAUGGUUGAGAAAGGGCAAAAAGUAAAGUGAAACGGAGUAAAACAAAUCAAUAAUUAAACAAAGUGCUGUACAUAAGACAUAAAGUAGUACUACUUUUUGAUUAAGAGCACGUAUUGCGGCUGGGCGAAAAAUCUGUAUUAUGAAUAAUAAAGCGGCGUAUUUCAAAGAUA